This is a messenger RNA of Mytilus trossulus (common blue mussel), 2695 nucleotides long. RefSeq lists its product as uncharacterized. Lineage: Eukaryota; Metazoa; Mollusca; Bivalvia; Mytilida; Mytilidae. The record is from RefSeq and is a predicted model, not a curated record. Bases 298 to 2424 code for a protein of 708 amino acids. The transcript has 7 exons.
AAAGGAAAUGGGAAGUCAAAAAUCGAAACUACAAAUAUGUUCAGUUAAACAAUGAAAUAUAGAUAAUCUACCUGCAUUUUCUAAACAGUUUCUCUCAGAAACGUUUCAACAGCAAUAACUUCGAACGAUACACGUAUUAGUUAUUGAAUAUUCAAUGUAUUUGUGUAAAGCAAACGACAAACAAAUUGUGUGUUGUUACCUCUAGUAAGGUCAACUGCAUUCGAAAUGUGUUGUACUGUCACUUUUUGGUUAGAACAAUGUGAUAGAACAAACGAAUGUUGCUGAGUGUUGUUUACAAUGGUUCUAGUGAAAUGGUGCACAACUUCUGUCAUUUUAGCUCUGCAAUUUAUUUGUUAUGUUGAGAGUUUUAGAGACACCAGUAAAAGAAACGUGACGGCAUGUACAGGACGAUGUAGUUAUACAUAUUCUCUACAGUGUCCUGCAUCACAGAAAAUUGCCUUACAUAAAUUAGAAUAUGCUUCCAAAGAAGUUUCAUUCAACUGUCCAAACGUCCAAGAACCUUGCCAAGACAAGAGACAGUGUUGUUCCUAUGAUGCUGGUGAUUGUCGUAUACCAUUCUCAGACUCAGUAGCUUUUCCAGUGUAUACUAAAUGUUCAGGGAAACAACAGUGUGAUGGGUUGAAGGCUGAGCAGAUCUCAACAGUAUCCAGGUGUUCUUCCCGUGAUGUGUCUAAUUAUGUAGCAGCAACAUACACUUGUGAAGAUGAUGACACCUUUGUAGACAUGUGUUCCAAUGGUUCUAUCUAUGGUAAAAAAGCAAUCAACUUAAUCUUGAAUGGAUCACAAUCUACACCUCAUCCUGGUUUUCAAAACAGUAAUCUCUGCGCCUGCGUCAUAUCCACCUCAGAUUGUGAUUCCGAUGCAAGACUACGCUUUCAAGCUGUAGAUGUUCGUCUCCAUAAGAACCAAGAUAUCACAGAUUGUCAUCCACACAGUGUCAUUGAAAUUACUGAUGGACAGUAUGGUAGUCGACCUUUUUCAUAUAAAUGCCAAAGGAAUCUUUUUAGACGAGGUUUAAUAGAUCAUUACUACACCAGAGCACCAUAUGCUAGGAUAUCUAUGUAUAAUAAGGCAGAGCUGAACAUAUCACAGAUAUGGUUACGUAUAUCAGCUACAUUACCAGAUGUUGACGUGACGAUAACAUGUGGUUCUGGUGCAAUACAUCGCAGCUUACAGAAUGUAUGUGUACCACCAGAGUUUUAUCCCUCAACCACUCCUUCUUAUGUUCAACCUUCAACUUUUGAUUCAAGGCCAAGUGAAGAUAAAGGUCAUAAUCCUGGCAAUAUUGAAAAAGGAACAGAUGUGAUACCUAUAGUGGCUGGUGUUGUUGCAGGAUUGGUCGUUGUAGUGCUAAUUAUUAUAGUAGUGUGUUGUAGAAGGAGGAGGAGACUUAGAAAGAAGGAUGAAGACAGAUUUUCCCACAGUUUGACUAUUACAGCUCCCCCUUUACCAUCACCUGAGGACAAUGUGUAUGAUGAAUACGAGGCUGGUAAUUACUAUGAUUCUGUAGAGAAUGGCAGAAAAUAUCCAACUUCACCAUUUAAACCUGCUACUCCUGGCAAAAAUAUGGGUUCUUUUUUCCCAACAGAACCGAAGAAAGUUUCUCCACCAGUUCUCCCACCGCCAUUGCCAGUUGUGCCACCGACAGUUCCAGCUAUACCUCCGACUGGACCUGUUGUCCCAUUGUCUCCUCUAGUCUCAUCACCAACUGUGCCAAACAGUCCUGCAUCAGAAAUCUCCUAUGACAAGGAUGCUAAUCCUUACCAGCAGCCUUGGGAUGGAAAGCCUCUAUUGAUGCCGAACAGACGGAAAAAGAGUGAUCUAGCAUAUGCAACAAGUGAUGAAAUACAAGUACUCAUUCAAAGAAUGGAUAACGAGAGAAGGAAGUUAAAUGAAGGGGAGACUACCAGUCCAACUGGAUUUAUACAUAUAGAUGAUUAUAAAUUAUCACAGUCGAUGAGAGAGGAUGAUAUAGAUGAGAUAGAUGAAGAGAACGAUGAAAGUGAAGAGGAUGAGGGACAGGAUGACAGUAAGAAAUUACUUGAUCAUAGACACAGUGUCAAUAUUCCUGAUGAAAGACAUUUACCAGAACAUAUUCAUAUUGAUCCACAUGACGUCAUGUGUAGUAGUGAGGACACUGGUUACCGCUCAGUUGGAAGUCAGGAACAUAUUCUGGUAUCAGAAGAUGAUUAUCUGGUUCCUGGUUCUGUUAAAGGAAAAAAAGAGGAAAUGAAUCUGCCUCAACGUCUGUCUAGUCAGUCAUCGGUCAAGGGAGAUAAAUCUAAUAGAUCUAGUAUUAGUGAGGAGAAAAGAAAUGGAGAAACAAUGUCAGGGGAAGCAUAUGCAGAAGUAUAUGAUGCCUUAGAAGAAGGCAAAACUUUAGAUGUAAAAACUAAGUUCUAAUUUUGUAAAAAUUGAAAUUUAGGUUCAGGUUGUCUAUUACAUCAGUUGUAUUAUUAUUUUUUCAAAAUUCUUCCAUAGGUUGCAGUUUUCAUGUUGUUCUGUUAUUUUCGUCAUUAUUUUCUUUGAAGUAAAAUUCAGAUAAUGAUUUUAGCUUUAAUGGUUGUUGUAUUAAUCAGAUUUAUUUACAAUCAGGUUACAAUCGGAUAUUAAAGUAAAAGAUUUUUAAUCAGGUAUCUUUGUUGAAUUAAAAAAAAAAAAGAUAUGUUCAUUU